AUGAAAGCCUUUUCCGUUUUCUCGCUCCCGCUGCGUCGGGCCACCACCCGUCGACCAUGGACCUGCUCCGAAUGUCGUGCCGGUCCGGUUGCGCAGCAGUCCAGCCGGACAUCAGCACAGCAGCAACGGCUUGGCCAUAAGGCUGCUCGCGGAUUCUCAUCGACGAGUGCAAAGGCCUCGGUCGCAAGGGCGGCGCCGAAGAAUGGCAGUGGUCGGAAAGGUGGCCGCGUGUGGCUUCUUGCUUCGGGUGGCGGCGCUGCGGCCGCCGGCGCGCUCGCCUUCACCGACGACAUCAAGCACGGCUACGAGGCGGCGGAACGCGCAGGUCGAGUCGCCGCCGCGCUUGCGGUAUGCAUCAAUGAUUACCGAACGACUCUCAACCAGAAAGAGAGCAUCGAGGACCCCGAUCUACAAUCGAAGAUCCUGAAAGACUGUCACCAGCGAUGCGCCGACCGAACAUUGAAGGUUUUGGAGAAGAACGGCGGCAUAUUUAUCAAGCUGGGCCAACAUCUUAGUGCAAUGAACUACCUCCUCCCGCAAGAAUGGACCAACACGUUCAUUCCCCUACAAGACAAGUGCCCCGUGUCGUCCUUCGAGUCGAUUGAGGAGAUGUUUCGGAAGGAUAUCGGUCAAGAGCUGUGGGACUGCUUCUCCGAGUUCUCGCCCGAACCGAUCGGUGCCGCGUCUCUGGCGCAGGUACACACUGCCACCUUGAAGGAAACGGGCAUGCCGGUGGCUGUUAAAGUGCAACACCCUGGUCUCGGCGAGUGGUCCCAACUGGACCUGGCUCUGACCCGGUUCACCUUUUCGACUCUGAAGCGCUUCUUCCCCGAGUAUGACCUCGAAUGGCUGUCCUCGGAGAUGGACAUUUCAUUGCCGAAGGAACUGGACUUCAGAGAGGAGGCCCGCAACGCCAACCGCACAAGGGAGCACUUCUCCAGGCUGCCGGAGCACCCCCUCGUCGUCCCGGAGGUCCUCUGGGCGAAGGAGCGCAUCUUGGUCAUGCAGCGGGUAUCGGGACACCGGCUGGACGACCUCGAGUACCUCGACGCCAACGGCAUCGACCGCGACGAGGUCUCCGCUUGUCUCGCGCGCAUCUUCAACGAAAUGAUAUUUGGCCAUAACGCCCCUCUGCACUGCGACCCCCACGGUGGAAACCUGGCGAUCCGCAAGAACGAGUCCCGGCGCGGCCACAACUUCGACAUCAUCCUCUACGACCACGGCCUCUACCGGGAUAUCCCGCGCGACCUCCAGCGUUCCUACGCCAAGAUGUGGCUUGCCGUCAUCGACGGCGACAUGAAGCGCAUGCGCAAGUACGCCAAGGAGGUCGCCAACAUCAACGACGAGCAGUUCCCCCUGUUCGCCUCGGCCAUUACGGGCCGCGACUGGAGCGUCCUCAACAGCGAGGGCUCCGUCCUGCAGACGCGCACGGCCGACGAGAAGAAGGAGAUGGGUGACGCGCUGCAGGAAGGGCUUAUCGUCGACCUCGUCCAGCUGUUGGGCCAGGUCCCGCGCAUCAUCCUCCUCAUCCUCAAGACCAAUGACCUCACCCGCAGCCUCGACGAAAACCUGCACACGCGCCAGGGCCCCAUCCGCUCAUUCAUGAUCCUCGCACGUUACUGCACGCGUACAGUGUUCGAGGAGCAGCUCGAGGACCUGAAGCGCCGCGGCUCGCUGCUGUGGCCGCCGAACACAGUCCGCCUGGUGUCAGCAUGGAUCAGCUUCUGGAGGGUCGAGGCCAAGCUCGGUGUCUUUGAGCUCUUUCUGAGCGUCAAGAGGAUACUUGGGCUGAAGGGCACCGAGUUUGCUGCUCCGGGAAUGUGA
This is a messenger RNA of Colletotrichum graminicola M1.001, 1824 nucleotides long. Its product is annotated as ABC1 family protein. Gene Ontology annotation, cellular component: mitochondrial inner membrane. NCBI's taxonomy places the organism in Eukaryota, Fungi, Ascomycota, Sordariomycetes, Glomerellales, Glomerellaceae. The record is from RefSeq and is a predicted model, not a curated record. Bases 1 to 1824 code for a protein of 607 amino acids. The transcript is spliced from 3 exons. Gene Ontology annotation, biological process: mitochondrion organization; lipid homeostasis.